AUGUUAUUUCUUCUUGCUAUCUAUCUAUCUAUCUAUCUAUCUAUCUAUCUAUCUAUCUAUCUGUUUCAGCUUGCUCAUUAUCUAUCUAUCUAUCUAUCUAUCUAUUUAUCUGUUUCAGUUUGCUCAUUAUCUAUCUAUCUAUGUCAUGCUAUGAAUAAGAUUUCACAUCACACACAAAAACGAACGCCUACUUGCGACACAAAAACGAACGCCUACUUGCGACACAACACUUUACGACAGCCAACGAGCAAAACGGCAUCCAAGACUGCUGCCGACGGACGACCGACCACAACGGCUUUUGUCGCCCAAGAAAAGACGUCAAACGACUUGCGCAUCUUCUUCUUACAGUCCUCGGUCGAGUCCAUUAUGACACAAAAACGAACGCCUACUUGCUACACAACAACGAACGCCUUUUUGCGAACCGGAAACGAAUGCGACACAAAACGAACGCCUACUUGCGACACAACACUUUACGACAGCCAACGAGCAAAACGGCACCCAAGACUGCUGCCGACGGACGACCGACCGCAACGGCUUUUGUCGCCCAAGAAAAGAGGCCAAACGACUCGCGCAUCUUCUUAUAGUCCUCGGUCGAGUCCAUUAUGGUGUGCCCGGCAACAACACACACGCAGUUCGAGGACGUUUCCGCGCAUGUUCGUUACAGCAAGUAGGCUCUCCAAUUCGAAUUUUCAUUCUUUACCCACAAUGCCUGUCUUUCACUCUUUCGUUUAUCGCCUGAUCGGCAAGUAUGGCUUUCCUAUUCGAAUUUUUGUCUCCCUACUUUUCUCUUUGGUACAUAUUUAUAUAUUUUUGUUUGAUCUUUUGUUUCUUCUUUACAUUUCUUAA
This is a messenger RNA of Acanthosepion pharaonis, 846 nucleotides long. NCBI's taxonomy places the organism in Eukaryota, Metazoa, Mollusca, Cephalopoda, Sepiida, Sepiidae. The record is from the annotation of a GenBank genome assembly.